AGCGCGAUCCGGUUGUUGCGCAGUGGCCGCGCUGAUUACGGUAAUCCUGCCAGUGUCAGCUGAUCCUCCUCCACUGGGUCUGACCGAGGAGGAGAAACCAGCCGGAGCAAAACACUGACUGCUGCCACGGUUCGAGUCAUGGCUGCGGAGAUUCACUCGAGGCCCCAGACCGCCAGACCGGUUCUCCUCAACAAGAUCGAGGGCCACUCGGACGCCGUCAACAUCGCCGUUUUGAUCCCGAAGGAGGAUGGAGUGAUCACGGUCAGCGAGGACAGAACGAUUCGGGUAUGGCUGAAGAGAGACAGCGGUCAAUACUGGCCAAGUAUCUACCACACAGUCUCCUCUCCAUGCUCUUGCAUGUCAUACCACCAUGACAGCAGACGCAUCUUCAUAGGCCAGGACAAUGGAGCUGUUGUGGAGUUUCUCAUCUCUGAAGAUUUCAACAAGAUGAGCCAUGUCAAAACAUAUCCAGCCCACCAGAACCGUGUGUCAGAUAUGGUGUUCUCCCUGGAGAGUGAGUGGGUGGUGAGCACUGGUCAUGACAAGAGUGUGAGCUGGAUGUGCACCCAGAGUGGAAGCAUGCUGGGGAGACACUACUUCACCGCCUGGGCCUCCUGCCUACAAUACGAUCACGAGACGCAACACACCUUCGUUGGCGAUUACUCAGGACAGAUCACGCUAUUGAAACUGGAAAAGCAGACGUAUUCUACAAUCACCACGCUGAAGGGUCAUGAAGGAAGUAUAGGAGCUCUGUGGUGGGACCCUGUCCAGAGGCUGCUGUUCUCAGGGGCCUCCGACCACAGCAUCAUCAUGUGGGACAUUGGGGGGCGUAAAGGACGGACGCUCCUGUUGCAGGGCCACCACGAACGCGUUCAGGCCCUGCGCUACCUCCAGUUGACGAGGCAGCUGGUGUCGUGCUCGGCUGACGGAGGCAUGGCAGUGUGGAACAUGGACACCCAGAGAGAAGAGGCGCCUCAGUGGUUAGACAGUGACUCCUGUCAGAAGUGUGAGCAGCCUUUCUUCUGGAACAUCAAGCAGAUGUGGGACACUAAGACUAUGGGGCUCAGACAGCACCACUGCAGGAAGUGCGGCAAAGCUGUGUGUGGAAAAUGCAGCUCCAAACGCUCCACGUUUCCAAUCAUGGGCUUUGAAUUCCCUGUGCGGGUGUGUGACGCCUGCUUUGACACCAUCAAAGAAGAAGAUCGAACACCACUGGCCUCAUUCCACGAAGGGAAACACAACAUCGCCCACAUGGACAUGGACCCAUCCAGAGGCCUGAUGGUCACGUGUGGAAGCGACCGGAUUGUUAAGAUCUGGGAUAUGACGCAGGUGGUUGGCUGUAGCUUAGCAACAGGCUUCUCUCCACGCUGAUUGGCCCAGCCCACUACAUGCUUCCCCCCGCGCUGCGGACACUUCCAGUUUCAUUGAAACCCCCCUCUGUAAACCACAUCUCCAUGUCGCACCUGGGAUCUUCAACUACAUCCUGGCCAGCUUUGGGUGAAUGUUCCAGUUUGUGCGUGUGUGCGUGUGUGUGUGCGUGCGUGCGUGCGUGCGUGCGUGCGUGUGUGUUCUGGCCCUCCACAUUCCUUUUGCUUCUCGUGAAGAAAUUUUUAAUUUCACUGUCAGUAUGUGACUGACUUUUGACUUUUUGUGCUGAUCUGAAACAGAACCCUGAGCACAACGGUGCGUGUGCCUGUUACGGGAGAGACAGAAUUGAUAUUAGUGUUUACAUUCAAUAUCUUUUGACAAAGGUCAUUUUUUAUUACCUUGCACUGUAAAAUCGCCGGCCAGCCCUUCCUGUAAAAACACACUACCUUCUCUUCCUAUUUGUUAUGGCCCACUAACUGCAUAUUACUCCGUUUAACAUGUACAAAACCCCCUAAUCAUCUGUAUAUAGCUCUACAACAUGUGUACAGUAGAUAGUUUGCUUGAAAUGACUCUCACUGUUCAAGGUGAUCGGCUUUUUCUGUCUCUUUUUUCCUCUAUUGUUUCUUUCACUAGCUGGCCUUAAAUCUCUCUCAGGAGGUUUUACAUCAGUAGGUUGUCACUGGGCGGGGGGGCUCUUCAUGUUAGUCGUCACUGUUGUGUAAUUGUGAGAUGAAUCAGGCGUGAUGAGAGACUGGUCGCUUUCUCGAUAGACGACGGAAAUCUCCUGAUAAACUUAACAGAUGCUGCGGCAGGAAGUUGAUACAAUCAGCUUGCAUGGCAGCACCGAUCCAGCCUCCACCUUAUAAUCUCAGGUGAGCCAGGGGGAGACAAUUUGAAUAUGUUGCCAUACACGAGCUUUGCACAAUUGGGUCCAGACUUUCGCUGCAGUUUUCCUUUUCACACGUGAACAAUGCAGCAGGAGAUUCUCCACCCAGACGAGUUCACGACACAGAACUCUCCGGAGCGUUCAGGUCGGAGGUGGUGCAACAGGCAGAGUCAGGAUGUAAAUGAUCCGCUGUCGAGAUCUUGUUUGAAUCCUGUGGAGGAUUUCUUGCUAUGUUUCCAGUUUAGUUCAGUUUUUAUUUUGGGGGCUGGCAGGAGAAACUUAGUCUUCGUUCUCACAAACAGCCCCUCUGGAUAAUGUCCGUACAUUGAAGACGUCCUGUCGCAGCCAUCCAGGGGUGUAUCAGUGGGAUUGCCAUUCGAGAGUUGAUUGGAGCGUGACAAUUUCAGCUUUGUGUUUUUAAGUCUUCAACUUUAUUUAGAGGUAAUUAAAAAAACAUAUAGCACAGCAUUACCCUCUUGGAAAACUAAUGUAGGUAGAUACCAAACAAAGCACUUAUGGUUUCAAUCCUCGAAUGCCUCGUGAGAAUUAUUUUUCAUCUGUAAUUUGAAAAAUAUUAAUAAAGUUUCUUUGGUGUAA
This is a messenger RNA of Paralichthys olivaceus (Japanese flounder), 2851 nucleotides long. RefSeq names its product WD repeat and FYVE domain containing 1 (gene wdfy1). Gene Ontology annotation, cellular component: early endosome. The record is from RefSeq and is a predicted model, not a curated record. Gene Ontology annotation, molecular function: protein binding; metal ion binding. NCBI's taxonomy places the organism in Eukaryota, Metazoa, Chordata, Actinopteri, Pleuronectiformes, Paralichthyidae. Gene Ontology annotation, biological process: positive regulation of toll-like receptor 4 signaling pathway; positive regulation of toll-like receptor 3 signaling pathway.